Molecule: messenger RNA, 1288 nt
Organism: Dimorphilus gyrociliatus
Lineage: Eukaryota; Metazoa; Annelida; Polychaeta; Dinophilidae
Source: the annotation of a GenBank genome assembly
GCAGUAAAUUUAAUAUUUUGUAGCAAUGGCUAAGCAUCCGCAGCUAAUUGGCAUUAAACAGAAAAUUCAAAAAGAUGUUGAGCAAACCGAAAUCCCGAUGUUGUUGGAUUCUGAAGAUAAAGUGAUUGUCAGGGCGGAAGCGCAUGCUUACAAACAAACUUUUCCGAAAGCAUGUAAAAUAAAUGAUCUUGAAACGUGGAAAUUGAAAAAUUUCGACAUGGAAAAUUUGCGAAAAUUUGCUCCUUUUCUAAUUGAAUUAUUCGGACUUACACCCUUAGAAUCGAAAAGCAAAUUGAAGUUCGCUGUUAAACCAAUUGGCUAUAUGUUAGCGAUUUUUGUCAACUUGUAUAGUGGUAAAUGGAAUGGCAAAAGAAUAAAGAAAAAUGAAGGAUCUCAGAUAAUUUUGGAAUUGAUUCGCUUGAUUCUAUCCUGUGGUUUUCUCGUUUACCCACCGGGUGAUCUUCAAGAAAACUGCAAUGCCCGUGCAGCAACGUUUUCAAAUUAUCUGAUUGUUAAUCUUGGAUUUAAUAAAAAUAACAAGUGUAUAGGAGUAAUAAGCAUAGACCUAUAUCAAAACAAAAUCUUAAACAUUACAUUUAGGACUAAAGACGAUUCUAUACAAAGAAAAGAAAAACAGGAAAAUAAAAAAAGGAGGCAGCUUCAUGACAAAAAUUGUUCUUUCAUAGACAUAAAGGAAAGAAUGGAUAUGUCGAAUGUCAACUGUAAAAUGGAGUGUGAAACCUCAAUAACAUGUACAGUUGUUUUCCAACAGCAACCUUCAACAAGUGACAAAUACUUGUAUAAGCCAGAUUCGGACCAAGCUGACAAGAUCAUAGUUAAAAUACCAGAAACUGAAAAUGAAGAAAGAUGCCAAAAUAAUACCAACAGAGGAACAGUUUCAACAUUUACUACUGAAGAAGUUAAACAAUCAGUGGAUGAGUAUAAAAACGCUGAUGGGAAUAUGUCACUGAUACUUAAUAGUAACAGCGAUUGGAAAGAACUGCAACGAACAAGAGAUUUUAUUGAUGUUGAGAAUGAAGAUCCGUAUGGAGCAGAUAAAAUUUUCCUGGAAAAUUUAGCUGAAGAUCAGGAAUCCUUGUAUCAUUUUUCGAAGAUUGAGGAAAUUUGCAACAAAGACGAUGGUCAAGCACCAGGGAAGUUAUUAGAUGAUGGAACCAACAAAGAAUGUUGUUUUUAUCGGAAAGGCAAAAGAAAAGGGAAAAUUAAAGGAAGAGCCGGAAGGAAAAUUUCUAUGAUAGAAGACACAAAAUCAAAUGAUUUUAAAUAA